AUGGUGUGGGGGAAAAGCCUGCGAAAGCACCUCCGCGCGGCCCUGUCGGAGGCCUUUAAAGCCCUCGUCCAGCCAAGCGCGCUGGCCGGGAUGACGUCGAUGCCGUUGAUGGGCUGGGUCCUCGCGCUCUACCACGCGGCGAGGGUGGAGGGGCUGAACUUCGCCUCGGAAUUGCUCACAAACGACGGGACGGAGUGGCGAGGGCGCCGGGGGCUUCUACGCUUUGCCUGCGAUGGCCUCGUGAAGAUGCUUUACGCGGAGAAGUUGUUGGCGCACUGCCGGGAGGUCCCGAACCCCCCGACGGCGCCGGGCGCGCCGUCGGGCUCGACACUAUCGCGAUCCCCAUCCUUGGACUCUUGGGUUCACUCGUUGGAUUCCGCUUCGAGCCUCACCCAUUCCCCCCCUCCCGCCCCCUUUGGGCUUUCGCGAAGCCGGCCAACGAGCGAGGAGACUGCGUGGCCCUCGCGAAAGCGUCCGAAAGCGGCCUCGGAAUCGGACGGGACGAGCGUGGAGACGCGAACGCGGGCCUCCUCCUCGUCCUUUGGGUCGUGUUAUUCCUCCGAUCGCAGCAGCUUCCCGGAUUCCCCCACGCAUGGCGCAAAGGAGUCCCCGGACGGGUUGGAGGGGGCGAGGGAGGGAAAAACGGCCGAGGUGUUGGAAAGUGAGGCCGUCCUCCAACAACGCUCCGCGCAGUAUUGGAUUGCCUUUUGCGAGGUUUAUGGUACCCAACUUGUGGAGACCCUCAACGUGUACGUGGAGGAUGAAACGCGCGGGAUGGUCUUGCUCUCCCCGCCUCCCCCGUACUUUUGGGUUUCGCAUCUUCUCAAGGCAUCUAGCCAAGGGUCGACCAUCACGACCGUGAUUGAUACCUUUCUGAAUAAGAUCCUCGAACUAUCCACUCAUGUUCGCUUGAUAAAGUAA
Molecule: messenger RNA, 921 nt
Organism: Phytomonas sp. Hart1
Lineage: Eukaryota; Euglenozoa; Kinetoplastea; Trypanosomatida; Trypanosomatidae
Source: the annotation of a GenBank genome assembly